Messenger RNA from Leptomonas pyrrhocoris, 4738 nucleotides. RefSeq lists its product as hypothetical. The transcript has a single exon. The record is from RefSeq and is a predicted model, not a curated record. Lineage: Eukaryota; Euglenozoa; Kinetoplastea; Trypanosomatida; Trypanosomatidae. The coding region runs from base 623 to 4738 and encodes 1371 amino acids.
AGCAAGAGCAAUAGACGUUCCUCCACGUGCGCAGCGUGCACACAAGUACGUCGCUUUUUUUAAGUUUUUUUUUCGUGUCCAGAGUACACACGCACACGCAGUCGGCACAUCUCCCCUAGUCGCGUUUCUCAGCUACGAGGAACAACACCAACAUCAACGCAACCGUAAGGGCAGCUUUUUUCUUCCUCUACUGCUGCUCACACGUUCGCUUGUCUAUUUGUGCUUUCGUUUCUUUUGCUAGACAACUGCUGCAUAAAAGGGUGAAGUCGAUGCUUUAUUAUUAUCAAUCGUUUACAUCUCAUUUUCCCCGCGUUAUCGUCGUUUUAUCGCUGCUCGUCGCCCUUUCGGCGGCGUUGAAAAUCUGAACUCCCUCACUCCCCCUGCCCUUUUCGCUUCGCUUUUCUCGUGUCCUGGCGAGAGACACUUACGCUUUCUUUAUCCUGUCGAAUAUUCAUUUUUCUGUUAUUAUUAUUAUUUUCCACUCGCCGACAAGGAGUUCUUAAAAGUUCUAAGAGGUAAACUGCACUUUGGUCACGCGUCACGAUUCGGCUUCUUUUCUCUGGAAAAAAAAACACGAUUCUUUACGUUGUCAACCGCUGGUGAUUCAUAUUGGUUUGUCACCAUGAGCGGAUCACUUCUCCAUCGUGCCCCUUCUCAUCAGCCCCCACCGCCUCCUGCGUCGAAGUCGCGCAGCCGCGGCAGCUGCCACGAUGACGGCGUGCCGAAUCUUCACUUAAGCGCUGCUCAUUACAGCGCUGGCGACGUCGUGGAGGUGGAGGUGACGCACUACGAUCCUCCCCGUGAAAGUGUCCUAUCGACGCAUCGUCCCCUUGCGAGCACCACCGCACCGUUUUCGUCGACCUCUUACGCGGCAUACCGACCGUCCAACGUCCAGCGCAGCCGUUUGGAAGCGGACGAGGAGCCGCUGCAGGACUCGAUGUCUUUUUCUGAGGCGACGGCGUCGCUGGAGGGCAACGGCUUGUGGCACGCACAUCCGCAGGAGGAUUUGCGCGACAGUGUGGAGUCGUCAGUUGUCUUCGACGGGCGAGACAACGAUGUGGACGAGGUCAACAAUGCCGACGUGACCAGCACAUCGUUUUGCGAACCGACGUCGGAAGAUGUAAACUAUGAUGGUCCAGUGAGCAGCGCAGGUCAGAGCUCGAUGUUGUACGAAGACAGAGACGACGAAGGAGGAGAUGGCGGAAACGGCUCGAGAAGCUUGCAGCGAUGCCCGUAUGAUCGCACCGCCGCCCCACGCGAUAUCCCUAGCCCACUCCAUGUUGCGGCUCACUGCCCGUUACGCCUUGAAGGGCAGCCGGAGCGCACGAGCCGUAAGCUGGAGUACUCCGCUUCCGUCGUGCUGACCUCUCUCUCAGAGGCGUCUGCGCGAGGAGUCAAAGGGAGGACAAUGAAGUCGAGCAACGCAUUGUGUCCUCCUGCGUUUGACGGCGACGAAGGUGUAGAGGAAAAUGCCUCCUCACCACAGUUGCGUCACGGCGUCACGACGAACGGGGUCAGCACGAGGCACGAUGCUGCUGCUGAUGUAUGGUCGCAUCCCCGGCGUAUGGCAUCCCUCAUUGCACCGCUGUCCGCAGAAGACGAAGAGGAUGCAUCGGAGAGCCACACUCAGGGAGUGAUCUGUGGGAUAGCGAAAGCAAACGCGAAAAGCAACAGCAGGAGCAGCAGCAGCAGCGACGGGGUGGCGGCGCAGCUGGGCACAGAAAAGCCGCGGAACGCCUCCGCCGAUGUCACACCCCGCUCCGAGCUGCACCGCGCCGACGCGGAAAUGGAGAGCGCGAUGAAGGAGAUGGCGGCUCGACUGCGCAGUCACGAUGUGAGUGGACGACACACCAUCAUCGAUGGUGACGGUGGCAGAGGGGCUGAUGAGCGCAUCAGUGGGGCUGUGAGGAGCAAGGAGAACUCGCCCUCAACGCCGCGCUCCUCGUCAACGGCAUCGUCGUCACCACGCCGCUUUCAUGGACCACCACAACACAAGUUGGACCGGCCGCUUCUGUCCGAGACGCCUGACGAGCCGCACCUCAAACACGAACGGGGCGUUGCAGCCGACGACUUGAUCGACGACCCCGCAGACACGAAGAGUGGCGGCGGUGACGCCGCAGAUCUCGUUCAAAGCGUUCGGGAUGUCUCCGUCGGCAGUGUCGCGGACGGUGUGCUCUUUCGGCACCGCACUGCCAUCGAAAGCCCCAAUGUAUCGGAGGGAGCUGCGGAGGGAGAUGCCACUCCAUCGGCGUACACGUUUUUCUCGUCGCAGCUGCCUCCAGCGGUGGACCGGCGUGCGGAAAUUCACAAGCUGGCGAAGAUCAUGCGAGCAGCCGAGGUGCCCACAGUCGCCACAUCGCCAGGUCUCCAGCCACCACCGCCACGCCGCGGCACGCUCCUCACAUCGCCCCUCACCGCCCCACCACCACCGCCACCAACCGCUUCUCGAGACGAUUCUUCGCCGUUGGAAGAGGCCGCAGCGACAGCGGCAACGACGCCAGUGUUGUAUCCACCGCCCAUCACGUCCACCUUCGCUGUGCAACAAGCGACGUCUCCAUUUUCCUCGCAGCAGCGCGUACUCCCCGGCGUCUUGCUGGCAGGCGCAGCUGCCUCAACAGCGGUGACGGGCAUGCACGUAAAUCACGGCAUCAGCAGCACCAACACCGCCGUCACCGAGGCAACCACGAGCGUUGGGGAAGAGGCGGCAAUUCCUCUACCGGCUGGGCAGACGACCUCCUCGGCAGAGGAGACAGCCGAACUCCAUCUCUCCUCUGCCGUGUCGCUCACGACGCCCCCCUCUCAUCGCCAACGGCGGCCGCCGCGCAUGCUGUGCCCGCCCACGCCGUCGCCAUCUCAACCACGCGCAGAUGAUGACGCGGAGGCGCUGCCGCCAAGGCACAACGACGAUCCUGUUGGAUGCGGUGAGCAGCACGAUGGCCUGGAUGCGGCACAGGUGGACGCCUCACCACAGCGCUGCAGCAACGAGGCGGUGGAAGCUGACGUCAUGCCUGUUGUGGUGCCCCAUUCCGCCUGCGCGGUGAUCACCUUGGCGGGACUGAUUCCUCCCUUCACGAGGAACAGCAACCAUUCUGCGUGUCCCCCAGAUACCCGACGCGCGCGGUCGUCCUCUGCUUCUGUCUCUGCUGGAGUCGACGCAGCGACCGUUGAAGACGGCGGCGACUUCACGGCGAGUGUGUUGGCGGUGUCGAAGGACGAGGAGAAGAACGAGUUCCACGCGCCUUCUGUGUCGGGUGAUGGAUCGAGCGCGUCUGCCCACGCUGCGGAAAACGGCGUGCCUGUACCGCCUUCGCCCAAAGAUCAACGACGGCCGUCUUCUUCAUCGCAGCGGCGGUCACCAGUUGGGGAGAGGGCGGAGGAAAUAGAAGAAAAAACUGUUCGUGGAGUUCCUGCACCAGCGACGGAGCACUACAGCCCAGACACAGAAGCGCAGCGAGGUGAUACGAAGCCCAGUGGCACCAACACAAUGGCUUCACCAAAUGUCCACAGUGCUGCUGCUGUUGUAGAGGGCGACUCUUUAUCGCGGCUUGCGAGUCAAGAGAACGAAGUGGGCGAGAGCAUAAGCGGCAAAGCGUCACCGCCGGUCCUUUCGACCAGUCAACCCGCACGCCACCGACAGCAGUCCAAGUCCAUUGUUUCGUACACGUCAUCGCCGCUGCCGAUGCGUCCGACUAGCACGUCGGAUGCCUCAAACGAGGACGAUGAUGAGGCACACUUGGCGUACGACGUGAUUGAUGGUGUGCAUGACGCAGCACCGGCUGCAGCAUUGAACGGUAAUGGUUCUUCCUGGAAAGGUACAGCCUUCAGUGUUGAUUUGUUUGCCGAAGGAGAUGGCGAUGAAGUUGACGAGGACGAUGAGCAGACCUCUAUGGAGGAGAUGCUGCAACGUGCGGAGGGCAAGAAUGCGGUGCUGCGGCUUGAAUUGGCAGCCGCGACGAACCGCGCCACCGCCACGGAGGACGCGCUGCGGAUGAGAGACGAGGAGUGUGUGGAGUUGCACGCGUUGGUGGAUCAGCUGCAGGCGGAGCUCGCCGCGCUGCGGGAGGCUGCCGUUUCCUCCGCCUCUUCUUCUCCUUCCGCUGCUGUUGAUGCAGCACCGAAUUCUACACGUGCGGAUGCUGAAGUGCAAGCGACGGCGGAAUAUGAAAAGCGACAGUCGUGCGCAACGUUGGUCAGUCCUGCCGACGAUCAGCCCACCACUCCCAUCACCACCGCACCCGCAACCGCACAAGAGAUUCGUGCGGGUGAUACUGGUGAUGCUGUCCGCAACAGCUCCGAUGAGAGGCAGCGACGGUAUGAUACGGUAGUGCUGGAACUGGCGGAGGUGAAGGGCUUGAUGGCGGAGCAGCUUGCUGUGUUGGACCGCCUCGGACUGUACCCGCCCUUCACUGAGGACGUUGUAGCCGCAGCGCAGCGCCGCCUGCGUCACGUGAAGGUGGUAAAUACUCCAAUGAAAGUUGAAGAGACGGUGACGACGACGAAGACGGAGACCCCUGAUGGCGGCGAUCCACCAUUGGGUGUAGUUCCUCAGACGAAGGUGCGCGUGGGGGACAAAAACACUGUUUUGUCACUGCUGGCGCAACGCAAGCAACAGCAGCAGCAGUAUCAGCAAGGCACGAGUGGACAGAGGGGUCUAAAACCACCCGUGGUGAUGGCAAAGCUGCGCGCUGACAAUACACGAACCGUUGCGAAUGCCAAAGAGAACCUCCUCUCUUCGUAG